Messenger RNA from Zea mays, 2135 nucleotides. RefSeq names its product fanconi-associated nuclease 1 homolog. Gene Ontology annotation, molecular function: 5'-3' exonuclease activity; 5'-flap endonuclease activity; flap-structured DNA binding. Lineage: Eukaryota; Viridiplantae; Streptophyta; Magnoliopsida; Poales; Poaceae. Gene Ontology annotation, cellular component: nucleus. The record is from RefSeq and is a predicted model, not a curated record. The transcript is spliced from 12 exons. Gene Ontology annotation, biological process: interstrand cross-link repair.
AUGGACACGGGGUCUGUGGUUGGUCUGCAUGAACAGCAGUUUGGCAAUGUUCCCAUCCAGAUUACUAUCCAGAAAUGUAAAUCUGACAAUCAGAGAAAUGAUGAUCCAAAUUGUUGCCAAUCCUUAUGGGAAAAUUUCAAAAAUCAUUUUAGGUUGUCUGCCUUUUCCCUUUCCCACUUUCAUCUUUAUUUUUCCAUUAAAUAUGUCUUAGUUGAUUACUGUAUAUUAUUUCAUUCAACAGCUUCUUUUAAGUCGUUAUCAGAUGAUGGGCAACGACUUUUCAUUAGGAUCUACACUCGAAAAGGGCCAUGGUUCCGGAAGGGCAGCAUCUCAUAUCAAGAGAUUUCAGAUCUGGAGCAUGCAGUCAUGGAGUUGGAGUUGGCAGGUUAUAUCGACAUGCUUUCUUGCACCAUUGAUCCUUUUGAAUAUGAUAUGAAGGAGAUUCUUGAUGUGUUAAGUGUUCCUGAAAUGAAGGAAAUUCUCAAGGAGCUUCCUAAGGAUAACACAAUCCGCACACGUCGACAUGAGCUUGUUAGCACCCUUCUGUCUUCAUACCGUAAUAGUACCUGUGCAUCACUACCAAAACGGAUCCUAAAAUGGACUGGAACCUGUAUAAGAAUUUCGAAGAUGGCAGAUGAACUUCUGUGGCGUAUCCAGAGGCUAUUUUUUCUAAAUGGUGAUCAAGAUCUUUCUUCAUUUCUAUCAGUGGAAUUUGGUAUAGUGAAGUUUCCAGACUAUGUUUGCAGCAUCUCCCAUCGCAUUUUUCAAGAAAGAAAUGAUCUACUUGAGUACGAAGACGCUAUUCGAGUUGCUCAGGUGAUGGAUGAAUCCCUUGAUAAUAAUAAAAUGGACUUGGUGACAAGAUGCAUCGAUUUAUCUGAGAAUCGAUUAUGCAUUAUGCCAAAACGAGAAAACGCGAUUACACCUGAACGUCUCCCAUCAUUCUUUUCUCGCUUUUCAGCGUCCUGGGUCUAUUCGAAAAUACUCACAUUAGGUGUCUCUGUUUAUGAAAGAGACCGCAGGUAUGAAGAUGCAGUCAGGAUUCUAAAGACACUACUUAGCACAGUUGCUUGUGAUAGACGGCGAGGAUAUUGGGCAUUGAGGCUAUCCAUUGAUUUGGAGCAUAUGGGUCGUUCAAAUGAGAGCCUAUCCACAGCUGAAGGAGGGGCAAUUGAUCCAUGGGUCCAUGCUGGUUCAAAGUUCGCGCUGCAAAGGAGAGUUCUGCGUUUAAGCAAACCUCCACGACGCUGGAAAGUUCCCAGUUACGCUGAUUAUGUUAAGAGAAAUAUAAGAGAGGUAAGCAUUGAAGGAAGGCCAUUGAAUUGCGAGACAGGAGCAAAGAAUGUAUUUUACGGUUACGAUGGGGAACUUUGUGGGGUAGAACAGUUGGCUUUACAAUAUUAUGCUGAUGAAGGUGGUGGUUGGCAAGGUACCCAUUCGGAAGGUAGCAUUUGGAUGACUAUCUUUGGCCUUCUAAUGUGGGAUGUGAUGUUUUCAGACAUACAUGAUGUUUUCCAGUCUAAAUUCCAGACAGAUGAUUUUUAUAAAUCUAGAGAGAACAUUGCAGAAUCUCAGUUGAAGAGGAUACGGGACGGAAUGGCCGAAGAGAUGCUAAUCAGCUCAUGGGAGCUACAUCAGGGGACAUCCUGCCAGGGUGUUAACUGGGCCCGUUAUUCGUUAACUGAUCUACGGGCUGUUGUUGCAUGCGUUGGUGGCCACCGUUUGGCAUCGCUCCUCCGCCAUCUAGCCGUUGAUUACAGGAGCUGGUCGAGUGGAAUGCCCGAUCUGCUGCUAUGGCGUUUCCUUGAUGAAAGAGGUGGAGGUGAGGCUAAACUUGUGGAGGUCAAAGGACCCAGGGACCAGCUGUCAGAGCAACAGCGUGCAUGGAUUUUGGAUUUGACGUGGAAGUAAGUUUGCAAAGUAAGCCCGGUCACCAAGCGGAGAUAGCUCGCUUGCUAAAUUUAGUCUGAUUAUUACGAUGCAAAAUGUAUUUGGUUGAUUAGAUAGAAGGGCAAAUCUGUAACGCAUAAGCAAUGGCAUUGUUGUCGUGUUGCACUGAAGUAACAGUCAAGCUCUACUUGACAUGCUAUAACUUUGAGAGGGAAGGAUGCAUUUAGUUGUCUGAAUCGGCACAA